AUGGCGCGACAAACACCUUCUCCACCGAUCAUGACGCUGAUAUACAGCAUGGAAGCGAAACUGGGAGAACGAUUUUCGUUAGGCCCUGUCCCGACCGGUGAAGAGCGCAUCGUUAUUCCCAUCGUUGGGGGAACUUUCGAAGGGCCUAGACUAUCUGGCAAAGUCCUUCCACUUGGCGCAGAUUGGCGUCUAACAGAUGCGCGAGGCGCCAUUCGACCAGAUGCUCGUUACAAUAUCCAAACCGACGACGGUACCUUCAUCACUGUCAUGACCGAAGGAUUGCCACCAGGUCCGGAUGGCCGUACGAUGCUAAGAGGGGUAUUUGAGACGAGCACGAACGGAACAGCUGAAUGGUUGAAUGAGGUGGCUGCUGUAGGAGUCUUGACUAGGAACGGGACGGCGAGCGUGAUGAUUGAUAUGUGGCAGGUUACACCACCAGGCUGAUGAUCGCGGUUUGAAUAAGAUGGUUGACCCGGUGACUUUGAAUUGCUGUACCAGGCUCAUAGCAAUAAGUACCUUAUGAACAGAAUGAACUAGAUGGUUUCAAAUUAAUAUCGGUAUAACCAAAAA
This is a messenger RNA of Pyrenophora tritici-repentis Pt-1C-BFP, 570 nucleotides long. RefSeq names its product DUF3237 domain containing protein. The record is from RefSeq and is a predicted model, not a curated record. Lineage: Eukaryota; Fungi; Ascomycota; Dothideomycetes; Pleosporales; Pleosporaceae.